This is a messenger RNA of Suillus discolor, 809 nucleotides long. RefSeq lists its product as uncharacterized. The transcript has 3 exons. The record is from RefSeq and is a predicted model, not a curated record. Lineage: Eukaryota; Fungi; Basidiomycota; Agaricomycetes; Boletales; Suillaceae. Bases 13 to 429 code for a protein of 138 amino acids.
AAAUCAUUCAUCAUGAAGUCAGUUCUCUCCCUAGCUCUUUUUGUAGCUUCUGCUUUCGCUCAGGGCGCUGUAAUUGGAUACCCUCCGCAAGGUCUUUCAGUCUCUCCUGGAAGCAAUUUAGUUGUUCAGGUAGAGAGACCUGAUACAUUGACGGGUUCUGUGGAAGUUGCUGUCGUCAUUGGCAUACAGUCAUGCCCAGGAACGCCGUGCAUUAACCCUGCUGAUUACAUGGGUCAAAUUUUGUACAACGGUCCCUUCGACCCACAGUUCCAUGAGACAUACCUUCCCCCUUAUGAAAACUUCACAGUCCAAAUUCCGAGUAGCAUUGCCAGCGGAACCGCUCUUCUUGGGGUUGUUCAUGUCACUCUUGUGGGAGCUUCGGCGGGCCCUUUGAUGGAGAUCCUGAACCGCACCAUCACAAUUUCAUGAUCAUGUUUCUCAUUUCAUCGUUAUGGACCUUUUGGGACUAUUUGGAUAUAGACGCUGUAUCGCACGCAUACUACAUAUAAAUUGGUUGGUAGUACGUGUUUCUGUAAUUCCUAUGAUGUCCUAUGUCCUAUUCAAGUGCUUACGAGUUCUCGCGAUUGUGUUGCAUGUCAUAAUGUCACAGUGCUGCAGUACAUAGUACAAAUCGUCGAACAUAUGUUUCCUUUCAUGUGGCACUAGUAGUGACUACGAAUUCCGAGGUGCUCCGGAUACCCAAAUUAGUUCAUCGGGACGGACCGUCACGGACGGUCAUUUCCAAGUUUACCUGUGACCCCCACGUAGCCUAUUUUCGCAUUCAUCGUCACAUAGGACGAACGACUAUC